This is a messenger RNA of Exophiala xenobiotica, 1608 nucleotides long. RefSeq lists its product as uncharacterized. The coding region runs from base 1 to 1608 and encodes 535 amino acids. The transcript has a single exon. Lineage: Eukaryota; Fungi; Ascomycota; Eurotiomycetes; Chaetothyriales; Herpotrichiellaceae. The record is from RefSeq and is a predicted model, not a curated record. Gene Ontology annotation, biological process: transmembrane transport. Gene Ontology annotation, cellular component: membrane. Gene Ontology annotation, molecular function: transmembrane transporter activity.
AUGGCCUUAAAGGUAUCCGACUUAGACAAGCCUGCUUUGGAGGCCGAUGCCGGUCCAGUCGGCGGGUCGAUUUCGACAACAGUGACCCCAGUCGUUGAUGCUCAACCUCUGAAAACUCCUAGGACGAGGACUCGACGUGUCCUACGCUCCAUUCAGCGCUACGUCUGGGAUGAUCCUGACAGGCCGAAAGAUGAGAAGUGGUUCUUGUUCAAGCUUGACGUCUUCCUGCUUAGUAUAUCCUGCCUGGGGUAUUUCAGCAAGAACCUGGACCAAGCGAAUAUCAGCAAUGCUUAUGUAUCUGGGAUGAAAGAAGCGCUGAACAUGAAUGGAAGUCAGCUCACAUAUGCCGGCAAUGUCUUCACGGCCGGAUAUGUUCUUGGCCAAUUACCCGCGGUCAUGUUGGCCACGCGUGUGCGUCCGUCCAUCCUCAUCCCAACAAUGGAGGUUCUAUGGUCCGUCUUCACCUUCUGCUCAGCGGCAGUCAAGACGUCGUCUCAGCUCUACGCCAUGCGAUUUCUGCUGGCCAUAUGCGAAGGCACAUACUUCCCAACGGUCGUGUACAUCAUUGGCUCAUGGUACACCAGGAGCGAGCGUGGGAAGCGUAUGACCAUAUUCUAUGCCACGGCGAGCUUGGCUGGCAUGUUCAGCGGCUAUUUGCAGGCCGGAGCAUACCGAGGACUGGACGGUGUUCUUGGACACGAAGGGUGGCAGUGGCUGUAUAUCAUCUGUGGAGUCAUUAGUCUCCCUGUUGGCAUCCUUGGGUACUUUUUCUUUCCGGACUUCCCAGAGACCACCCGUGCCUUCUACAUCACAAAAGAAGAGGCUGAAUGGGCGAAGAGGAGGCUGGCUGCCGAUGGGAUGAAACCUCUAGGGGCGUCGGCGUGGGAUCGGACCAAGAUCUUCCGCAUCAUGGCUCAAUGGCAGUUCUGGAUUCUCCCGGUCGGGUAUUUUUUUGUCCAAGCCAGCUACCCAAUCUACCAGCCGGUCUUUGCCCUCUGGCUCAAGGCCACACAUCAUUCCAUCUACCAGAUCAACGUCUGGCCUACCGGUCAAUACGCUGUCGGCGUGGUAGUGCAGAUACUGGCAGGCAUCUUAUCGGACUCCCCACUGCUCCGAGGCAAACGAUGGCAGGCACUGAUCGCCAUGCAAGUGCCUACCAUUUUCGGUUGCAUCGUGCUCGCCAUCUGGGAUGUUCCUGAUGGGCUCAAGUACGUGGCGUACUAUUUGACAUACACCUGCGCUGGCGUGCCCGGCAUAUACUAUGCAUGGUACUCUGAGCUGAUCCCACAUGAUCAUGAGAUGCGAGGGUUUGUGAUCGCUUGGUCAAACAUGUUCAGCUACAUCCAGUCGAUAUGGUGGACACUGACCGUUUGGAGGACAGUUCUUGCACCACGUUUCCAUGCGGCUUUUAUUGCAGCCGCAUGUCUGGGCGUAGCACUCUGUUGUGUCUCAGUUCUGCUCACCAUUCUUGGGGAGCGCGACCGCAAGAAACGCGCUCUGGCUCAAGAAGAGCUCCGUGACGAGGAGAUUGUCGCCGCAGACAGCAAAUCCACGGAUGGGAGCAGAAAAUCACCUGCAACGGUGGGUGGCCUGACUAGCUUAGUGUGA